Cavenderia fasciculata is the source of this 378-nucleotide messenger RNA. RefSeq names its product RNA polymerase II core subunit (gene rpb6). Gene Ontology annotation, biological process: DNA-templated transcription. Gene Ontology annotation, molecular function: DNA-directed RNA polymerase activity; DNA binding. The record is from RefSeq and is a predicted model, not a curated record. Gene Ontology annotation, cellular component: RNA polymerase II, core complex; RNA polymerase III complex; nucleus. The transcript has a single exon. The coding region runs from base 1 to 378 and encodes 125 amino acids. Lineage: Eukaryota; Evosea; Eumycetozoa; Acytosteliales; Cavenderiaceae.
AUGUACGACUAUAGAUUUGAUGGAGAUGAACCAGAAGAAGAUUUUGAAGAGUUUGUAGAAGAGACUACCGAUACUCCUUAUACAGAUAUCGUAGAUCCAAAUCAACAACAAGAGGGUGCUGAACCUGGAAAGGUGCCACCACAUCUCAGAAAGACUACUAGAUAUAUGACCAAGUAUGAACGUGCUAGAUUGUUGGGUUCACGUGCUCUUCAAAUUAGCAUGAAUGCUCCUAUUAUGGUCGAACUCGAAGGUGAAACUGAUCCAUUACAAAUCGCUUGGAAGGAAUUGAGAGCAAAGAAGAUUCCUUUAAUCGUUAGACGUUUCCUUCCCAAUGGUGCAUACGAAGAUUGGUCUGUCGAUGAAUUAAUCGUUACAUAA